UUUUGUGUUUGUUUGGGCGUUUUGUAUUGUGGCGUCUUUCAAAACGUACGUGCUUAGUGCCGAAGAGAUUGUGUAGGAGCCGGAGAGGGUUAGCACUUUGCUUUGCAGCUCUGCAUCAUGUCGUCCGACGAAGGUCGGGGUCGCUCCCGCAGUCGCAGCCCAUCGUAUCGCAGAGAUUCACCAGGGUACGGAAGUCCUAGUCGAUCUAGAUCCAGGUCAAGAACGCCACCACGUCGCAGCAUGCGGAGUGGCGGUGGCGGUGGCGGUGGCGGUGGAAAUCGUGAGUGCCCAUCGCCGAGCAAGUGCCUCGGCGUGUUUGGCUUGAGCUUGAAAACGAGCGAGGAGGACUUGGAGAAGGCGUUCAAUCGCGUGGCGGAGGUUUCACGCGUUAACCUUGUCAUGGAUCGGCGUUCCGUUAGCUCUCGAGGCUUUGCCUUCAUCUACUUCACGACCGUCGAAGAGGCCGAGAGAGCACGUGAGGCCAUGAACGGAAAGGACCUGGACGGCCGUAACAUUCGCGUCGACUUCUCCGUCACGAAGCGCGCCCACACGCCCACGCCGGGCAGAUACAUGGGCCGACGGUCCCCGCCCAGGCAGCGCCGCCACUCGCCGUACCGCGGUGGCCGGGGCAGGUCGCGCUCCCGCUCUCCGCCCCGCCAGCGCUACUCGCCGGCGCGCGGGCGCAGUCGCUCGCCGUACUACUCGCGCCGCAGCCCGUCGCCGUACUAUUCGCGUCGGCGUUCGCCGUCCCCCUAUUACUCACGCCGUCGCUCACCGUCCCCGUACUACUCGCGGAGAUCACCUUCACCGUACCAUCGUAGCCGCUACUGAUCUCGGCGACACAGAACGGGCAUCAGCUUACAGCACAGGCACUAGAGCAGUGCCGUGAUAUUGUUGAUCCUCUAGUGUCUGUCAUUGCUUGGCUCGCUGCCUCUUGAUGGCUCACGGCUCGGCCAUGUUGUCAAGUGCCUCGAAGUUUCGAACGGAGCUCUCUCGCCCCUGGAGAUGGUGACACCUUGUGGAAAUGUGUUUGUCCUCUUCCCGCUGUGUGUGUGCGGGUGUGUGUGUAUUGUGUGCUUGGCUAUCUGUAUGUGUGUGUGUGUGGCUGUGUGUGUGUGUGUCUCUCUCUCUCUCUUUCUCUCUGUCUUUGUCUUAGUGGAACAGGGGUCGCCCCAGCUUUGGGUGCCUAUUGCAAGCUCACACACUUCUCUCUGCUUCAUGCCAAGAAUUUACCCUGAAGAGAGCCUUGAACUCCAACAUGCUUCUUGUCUGUGUGUAUUGUAUUCAACUGUUUUACAACUGUUUUAGCCGCCCACAUCCCGUUGCUUUUAAAUGUUGGGUGGUUUUUGAAGAUCAGGUGAGGUUCUGCGAUGCUAUCAUGCCCGCGAUCCAUCAAAUAAUUUGUCUUGCUUGUGCCACGAGUGAUUGUUCCCGUGUCCACAGUACUGCCGCUCCGUGAUGUCCGAUGCACACACACACACACACACACACACACACACACACACACACACACACACACGCGUCAAUGUAACGCCGGGUGCCGUGCAGCCCCGGACCUGCUACUACAGUGCUGCUCAAUGAAAUCCAGUCACGCGAGGCGCGUUUCCACCCCUACACCAUUUCGCAGGUCUAUUGCAAUUUUUUAGUGAGCAACACUGUUCAAUGACUACUUCAAAGUAUAUUGUAAGCUCUAGCUGCAUUCUCUGCCACUGGGAUUUGGCAGUGAUAAUCAUGAUAAUCCAACCCAGUCCCCCUGGCCAAGGCCAUGCACUGAUUGUUAGCCUGUGUUACUAAUCCCAUGAUCACUGA
Sycon ciliatum is the source of this 1809-nucleotide messenger RNA. Its product is annotated as transformer-2 protein homolog alpha-like. The record is from RefSeq and is a predicted model, not a curated record. Gene Ontology annotation, molecular function: RNA binding. The coding region runs from base 118 to 831 and encodes 237 amino acids. The transcript has 2 exons. Gene Ontology annotation, cellular component: spliceosomal complex. Gene Ontology annotation, biological process: positive regulation of mRNA splicing, via spliceosome. NCBI's taxonomy places the organism in Eukaryota, Metazoa, Porifera, Calcarea, Leucosolenida, Sycettidae.